ACGGGCUUGCGAUCAGUCCUUGGCAGAUAACCGUGCACCAUUCCCCUGCUUUGCAUGCAUGUGGCAGGCAGCUUUCCGAGGAAAACCAAGGAAAAUAAAAGUGGUUUGGCAGCGUGGUGCCAGCUGGUGUGCCAGGCACUUAGGACCCAGUUCCUGCUCAGCAGCAGCAGGAUGAAGCCACCUCAAGAACUUCAAUCCAUGGCUUGCUCCCCCAGCGUAAUUUCCCCUUUCCCAUUCCUCCCUUCCCAAUCUCAUCCACACCUUACUCUGCUGUUUUGCUCUUGAUCACUCCCAGCCCUUGCCUACCUAUCUUAUCUUAUCUGACCCCACUUUGUGUACCUGUCCUGCCCAGCCCUUGCCUACCUAUCUUGUCUUAUCUGACCCCACUGUCUGUCCCCGUUCUGCCCAGCCCUUUCCUGGAAUCAUGGUUGCUCCUCUUUCUGCUUCUGUGCCAAUCGCCCACAUAGAGACACUGUGUCCUGCCUUCUCUGUGCCUUCUCUCUGUGCAAUCCUGGAGCUUGUCUCUGCUCCCGCCUAAUGAAGCUGCUGACUUUAAUCCCAUGGACCCACCAACAAAAUGACCAGUGUUCCCACCAUGCUCUGAUAUGAUUGUGGGAGAGCCCUGGGGGAAAACAGGUGGCAUCAUGUCAGAGUGGGGUCUGGGGUGGACCUGUCACAGUCCACUAGUUCUAGCUGUGAUGGGUCAGGGACAGAGUUGGUGGAGCAGAACCAGAGCAGCAGCAUCCAGCUUUCGAGGCACAGACCUGGUAAGCAGGAGCAGCCACUCAACAGGAAGCACUGGAGCUGCCUCCACAACUGGAGCACCCCGAGGACGGCCGUGCCAGCAUCUACCGCUCGGUCAUCAUCAACACCUCCAAGGAGAUGAUGUGCUUCAGCGACUUCCCCAUCCCCGAGGAUUUCCCCAACUACAUGCACAACUCCAAGAUCAUGGAGUAUUUCCGCAUGUACGCGCAGCACUUCGACCUGCUGCGCCACAUCCGCUUCAGGACCAGCGUGUGCCGCGUGUCCAAGCGCCCCGACUUCGCCAGCAGCGGGCAGUGGGAGGUGCUGACCGAGAGCGAGGGCAAGCAGGAGGCGGCCGUCUUCGACGCCGUGCUGGUGUGCAGCGGGCACCACACCAACGCUCAUCUCCCGCUCGGCUCCUUCCCAGGGCUGGAGAAGUUUGAGGGCUGCUACCUGCACAGCCGGGACUACAAGAACCCUCAGCCUUUUUUUGGAAAACGGGUGGUCGUGGUUGGCAUUGGGAAUUCAGGCAUCGAUAUCGCAGUGGAGCUGAGCCACACAGCCAAGCAGGUUUUCCUCAGCACCAGGCGUGGGUCCUGGGUGCUGUACCGGGUGGCAGACAGUGGGUACCCCUUUGAUUACAACUACGGCACUCGCUUCCUGCACCUCGUCCAGAACGUGGUGCCUAAAAGUAUCCUGAAUUUCUUCAUGGAGUGGAAGCUGAAUGCCCGCUUUGACCACACACUCUACGGCCUAAAGCCCAAGCAUGGGGUCCUUGACACACACCCCACUAUCAACGACGACCUGCCCAACCGCAUCAUUUCGGGCAGGGUGCGGAUGAAGCCGAACGUCCAGGAGUUCACAGAGACAUCUGCCAUCUUUGAGGAUGGCACCAGGGAAGAUGUCGAUGUCGUAGUUUUUGCCACAGGAUACAGCUUCUCCUUCCCGUUCCUCGACGGCUGCGUGAAGGUGGUGGAGAACGAGAUUCCCCUCUACAAAUUCGUGUUCCCCACUGAUCUGGAGAAGCCAACGCUGGCUUUCAUUGGUCUCAUCCAGCCCUGGGGAGCCAUCAUGCCCAUCUCAGAGCUCCAGAGUCGCUGGGCCAUUCGUGUCUUCAAAGGGCUGAACGAGCUGCCCCUGCAGCACGACAUGGAGGCUGACAUUGAGCAGAAGAAAAAAGCCAUGGCAAAGAGGUACGUGAAGAGCCAGCGGCACACCGUCCAGGUGGAUUACAUCCCUUACAUGGACGAGCUCGCCUGCCAGCUGGGGGUCAAGCCCAACCUGCUCUCCCUGUUCCUCACGGACCCCAGGCUGGCCAUGGAGAUGGCCUUCGGUCCGUGCACGCCGUACCAGUACCGGCUGCGGGGCCCGGGCGCGUGGGCAGGAGCCAGGGAAGCCAUCCUCACCCAGCAGCAGCGCAUGGUCAGCGCCCUGCAGCCGCGGGCCGCCCGCCGCCCCGCCCGGCCCAGCGCCCUGCCCCACGUCCUCACGGUGCUCUUCAGCAUCGGCAUGAUUAUGGCCACCCUCAUCUACGUCUCGCUCUCUGCUUAGCCUAAAGGGAAGGAGACAGCGGGUGCUGCCGGCAGUCUCCUCCUUUUCCCUUGGGCUUUCCCUCGCUAGCUGCGCCGGAGCACGGAGGGAGCCGUUCCUUGACGGUGCAGCCUGCUCUGUGGCGCUUUCCCGCUGUGAUACCACCGAGCCUGCUCAAGGGCUGCUCUGGGAACAGCUCCCUAAGUCCUGGCCCGGCAGCCCCACGAGCUCUCUCUAUGGCUUAGGUCACAGAGGUGGUGGAGAAUCUGGGAACGUGCCCAAGCGGGGGCCUCGGGAAAAGGCAAUAAAGCUUGUCACCGUGCCGCGGGGACCGGACAGCACAGUG
This is a messenger RNA of Melospiza melodia melodia, 2620 nucleotides long. Its product is annotated as flavin-containing monooxygenase 5-like. The transcript is spliced from 8 exons. Gene Ontology annotation, molecular function: flavin adenine dinucleotide binding; NADP binding; N,N-dimethylaniline monooxygenase activity. NCBI's taxonomy places the organism in Eukaryota, Metazoa, Chordata, Aves, Passeriformes, Passerellidae. Bases 883 to 2295 code for a protein of 470 amino acids. The record is from RefSeq and is a predicted model, not a curated record.